AGGUUCAACCGGACGCUUUUAUCCAUGCUGAGAGCCUUACUGGAGAAAGAGAUAUCCCGCUGGCGUGACCAUCUCAAUAAGGUAGUUCAUGCAUACAACUGUACCCGUCAUGACUCUGCUGGAUUUUCACCUCUCUAUCUACUGUUUGGUAGAAACCCGAGACUACCUAUUGACUUAGUGUUUGGCUUGAAAACUCCAGAGGGAUUUUCUACAUAUCCUGAAUAUGUCAGAAAUUGGCAACGAGCAAUGAAAGAAGCUUAUGAUUUGGCCUCUACCCAUGCAAAGAAAAGUGCAGACGUGGGGAAACAACAGUAUGACAAGAAAGUCAGACACACUGCACUGUGUGUAGGAGCUCGUGUUCUUGUACGAAACAUGACUGAGCGUGAAAUCUAUCUUGUAACUCAGAAGAGGAAGGAUAUGCCAGGUUAUGAAGUAAAGCCAGAGAGUGGAAAUGGAAGGUCAAAAGUUCUCCAUCGCAACAUGUUAUUAAUAUGUUCUUACUUGCCAGUUGAGACCCCACUUAAGUCAUCAAAGAGUCGCCAUACAGUAUCUAGGAGGGCCAACAGACAGCAGGCUUCACAAGAAGAGACAACCGGAACUACUGAUGAGGACAUUCUUGGCCUCACACCUGAUAAGCUCCAAGAACUUUACGAGUCUACAAGA
Orbicella faveolata is the source of this 663-nucleotide messenger RNA. RefSeq lists its product as uncharacterized. NCBI's taxonomy places the organism in Eukaryota, Metazoa, Cnidaria, Anthozoa, Scleractinia, Merulinidae. The record is from RefSeq and is a predicted model, not a curated record.